Molecule: messenger RNA, 1635 nt
Organism: Thyridium curvatum
Lineage: Eukaryota; Fungi; Ascomycota; Sordariomycetes; Thyridiales; Thyridiaceae
Exons: 1
Coding region: 1-1635 (544 amino acids)
Biological process (GO): pectin catabolic process
Molecular function (GO): carbohydrate binding; carbon-oxygen lyase activity, acting on polysaccharides
Source: RefSeq, a predicted model, not a curated record
AUGGCACACUUUUGCCUUGCCAGCCUCUGGCUCUGGUUGCUCUCGGUUUUUGCGUUCUCCUCGGGCGUUCUCGCCGCUUUUGGCUUCACGAAAUCGAGCAAUAACUAUGUCAUCGACGCUGGAUCGGACAACCCUCUUGUCUUUCAAGUCAGCUCUUCCACAUGCGACAUAAACUCUAUCUUGUACCGCGGCGUCCAGCUCCAAGCCACCGGGUCCAAGGGGACCCAUAUCAACUCGGGGCUCGGCUCCGGCACAUCUGUGAGCGUGACACAGGCAACAACCGCCAGCGGUACCGACUAUGUCAAGGUGACCUGCUCUGUCUCGGGCCUCACGCACUACAUGAUUGUCCGCAAGGGCGACAGCUCCAUAUUCAUGGCCACGUAUAUCAUGGCCGAGCCAAGUGUUGGCGAGAUGCGCUUCCUCGCCCGCCUAGACUCGAGCAAGCUGCCUUACGAGUACCCCUACGGUGAUGUCUCUACCACGGCCGGUUCCACCAGCACCGUCGAGGGCAGCGAUGUCUUCGUUGUCAAUGGCCAGACUCGCUCCAAGUUCUACAGCAGCACGCGGUUCAUCGAUGAGAACGUGCACUGUGUCUAUGGAGGCAACGACGUGAUCCACGUCUGCGUCAUGACUCCCCAACAGGAAUCCUCCAGCGGCGGCCCCUUCUUCCGCGAUAUAGACUCUAAUAAUGCAGGUGAUGGCGCUACUAACCUCUACAACUACAUGAACAGCGGACACGUGCAGACUGAGUCCUACCGCAUGGGCCUGCACGGCCCCUACAUCAUGCAGUUCAGCCGGUCUGGCAUUCCCAGCGUCAAGAAUCUCGACCUUUCCUUCUUUGAUGAAAUAUCCGGCGUCAAUGGCCUCGUUACCAAGUCGCAGCGCGGAUUCGUCAAGGGUACUGCCUCCGGCGUCCCUUCGAGCUUCCAGACAGUCGUGCACUGGUACAACGGCGCGGCGCAGUACUGGACUAUGGCCUCGAGCGGCGGCGCCUUCACCUCGCCGGCCAUGAAGCCCGGCACAUACACGAUGGUGCUCUACCAGACUGAGUUCAAGGUCGCCACCGUGAACGGCGUCAGCGUCUCGGCAGGCCAGACGACGACGGCCAACAUCGCCAGCACCUUCAGCACCAACCACAACACGCUCUUCAAAAUUGGCGAAUACGACGGCCAGCCGACUGGGUUCCGCAACGCCGACAAAUUCCUGCGCAUGCACCCUUCAGACAGCCGCAUGUCGAGCUGGGGGCCCCUGACAUACACCGUCGGCUCCUCCUCGCUGUCCGACUUCCCCAUGGCUGUCUUCCAGGCGGUCAAUAAUCCCGUGACCAUCAAAUUCAAUCUCGGUAGCGCGCCGACCGGGUCUGCGACCUUGCGCAUCGCGACGACCCUCUCGUUUGCUGGCUCGCGACCGCAGGCGAAGGUCAACAGCUGGACAGGCCCUACUCCUGGAGCCCCGACUAAGAUCGACAGCCGGGGUGUCACACGCGGCGCCUACCGAGGCUACGGAGAGAUGUACGACGUGCAAAUUCCUACGGGUACGCUUGUCUCGGGAUCUAAUACCAUCACUAUCUCGUCGAUCUCUGGGAGUAGCGGCGCUACUUUCCUAAGUCCCAACUUUGUAAGCACUUCCCAAUGA